AUGAACAUUUUUCGCCUUUUAGGUGACUUAUCGCACCUUUUAGCCAUUAUUAUAUUGCUAUUAAAAAUAUGGAAAACGCGAAGUUGUGCCGGUAUAAGCGGAAAAACGCAAAUAUUAUUUGCAAUAGUUUAUACGACACGAUAUCUAGAUCUGAUAAACACAUACAUUUCUAUCUACAACACUUUAAUGAAGAUAAUUUUUCUCUCGGCAUCAUUUGCUACGGUGUAUCUAAUGUAUAUCAAAUUCAAGGCUACAUAUGAUCAUAAUCAUGACACUUUCAGAAUUGAAUUUUUGAUUAUACCUACCUUUGUACUAGCUUUAUUGAUAAACCAUGAACUAACGGUUGUAGAAGUUUUAUGGACCUUUAGCAUUUAUUUGGAAUCCUUCGCAAUAUUGCCACAAUUAUUUCUUGUUUCCAAAACAAGCGAAGCAGAGAGUAUUACCAGUCACUAUCUCUUUGCUUUGGGAUCAUACAGAGGCUUAUAUUUAUUAAAUUGGGUUUAUCGUUAUUAUGCAGAAGAUCAUUAUGAUUUGAUCGCAAUUGCCGCCGGUUUGAUUCAAACAGUUCUUUAUUGUGAUUUUUUCUACCUCUAUAUUACCAAAGUACUGAAAGGCAAAAAGUUACAAUUACCUGCUUAACUGUAUCUUAAUAUACUUCUUAGAAAGUAUGUUGGGAUGGUGAUUUGAUUUUCAAAUUAUCUUACAUAGCUAAUUUUACUGGCGUAACUUAAUCCUAACAUACUUCCUUGAAAGUACAUCAAACUAACUGUCAAUCGAAGCAUAAUAGUCAUUUGAAUUGUAAUUAAAAGUUGGUUAUACUUGA
Messenger RNA from Polistes canadensis, 823 nucleotides. It is a transcript of the gene KdelR, whose product is annotated as ER lumen protein-retaining receptor. Gene Ontology annotation, molecular function: ER lumen protein retrieval receptor activity. Gene Ontology annotation, cellular component: membrane; cis-Golgi network; endoplasmic reticulum. The coding region runs from base 1 to 639 and encodes 212 amino acids. The record is from RefSeq and is a predicted model, not a curated record. Lineage: Eukaryota; Metazoa; Arthropoda; Insecta; Hymenoptera; Vespidae. The transcript is spliced from 3 exons. Gene Ontology annotation, biological process: endoplasmic reticulum to Golgi vesicle-mediated transport; protein retention in ER lumen.